Molecule: messenger RNA, 1565 nt
Organism: Cyprinodon variegatus (sheepshead minnow)
Lineage: Eukaryota; Metazoa; Chordata; Actinopteri; Cyprinodontiformes; Cyprinodontidae
Gene: c1qtnf9
Product: complement C1q and tumor necrosis factor-related protein 9A-like
Exons: 3
Coding region: 175-1194 (339 amino acids)
Molecular function (GO): protein binding
Source: RefSeq, a predicted model, not a curated record
AAACAAGUGAGCCAGUGAGAAUGCUCUGAGAAAUAUGUUAAGCUUUCUCCAGACUGUGAAUCUUUGGCUCCUGCUAUGAACUUGUCUACUGUUGCAUGGGGUUUGACUGAAAGUCCUGAUACUGACAGUGUGCAUUGACUGAGAGUCUGUAAGUCUGAGCGUUUAGUAUGCAAAAUGUUGCAGAUAAGCUUAAGGGUUGCGCUCCUGCUCCUGCUCUUGGUUGUCAGAUGCAUUGCAGAGGAAUCAACACCGUCUAAAGGUUGCGUUUGCGGGUAUCCUGGAAUACCGGGCGAUCCCGGUCACAACGGUUUACCAGGCAGAGAUGGCAGAGACGGACUCAGAGGGGACAAAGGAGAACAAGGUGAAAUUGGCCCUUCAGGACCAGCUGGUGUUGGAGGCCUAAAGGGAGACAAAGGCGACACUGGUACAAGUGGUGCUACUGGGUCUAAAGGAAAAAAAGGAGAUAAUGGUGAGAGGGGACCUCCUGGGAAAAUGGGCCCCCAAGGAAUACAGGGACCAUAUGGGCCAAAGGGAAGUAAAGGGGAUCUUGGCCUGCCAGGACCCCAAGGACCUAAAGGAGAUGUAGGGUCUCCAGGACCACAUGGUCCAAAGGGGGAAGUUGGUCUUCGAGGUGACAGAGGUAUUCAGGGGCCACUGGGACCCCCUGGCAAACCAGGCCCUAAGGGAGAAAUGGGUGUUCCGGGUCACAAGGGCAACAUUGGUUACCGUGGAGAAAGAGGUGCCCGGGGUGAAAAGGGUGAGGGGGGUGAAAAAGGUGAGUCUCCUGUCAUCCCCAAAAGUGCCUUUUCCGUGGGACUAACAGCCCGUAGUAAACUUCCACCAGCUAAUACGCCCAUCAGGUUUGACAAGAUCAUUUACAACCAGCAAAAUCACUACGACCCACAGUCUGGGAGAUUCACCUGCCCCGUGGCAGGCGCCUACUUCUUCACCUACCACAUCACCGUCUUCUCCAGAAAUGUGAAAGUGGCCCUAAUGAAAAAUGGGGCCAAAAUCAUCCACACCAUGGACAAUUACCAGGCCAGCGAGGACCAGGCAGCAGGGGGCGCUGUGCUGCACUUGGAUGUGGGGGACAGAGUGUGGCUGCAGGUGGUUGGAGGAGAGCUAUUUAAUGGGCUAUUUGCUGAUGAAGAUGAUGACACUACUUUCUCUGGGUUUAUAAUCUUUGGAGCUUAAUUAAAGCUAUUUGAUAGGAGUUGGAAAAUCUCCGAUAGUAUAAAACAGAUAUGUCUCAUUUUAAGGAAAUAAAUGUUGAAUCUUUAUAUAUAUGUGAAUAAAAACAGGCAAUUCAACAAUAUUCUUGGGGAACUCCUAUAAUAAUUCAGUCUAUAGUUAAUUUAUAGUUCAGAAAUAAAUCAAUUUAUACAAAAUCUGAUUAGAAUUAAAUUUAACCAUUUAAAUUGUCGUGUAAAGAUGCCACUUCAGAUGCAGAUUGCGUUUUCUGAUAUUUGCAUUGCGCGGUCUAUGAUUUUAAACCAGAAGGAACUACUUAUUCAAUAUAUUUUAUUGAAUAAGCAGUAGGAUUUCCUUUGUUGUACCUCAGAAUA